CCAUCAACAACGCACCUCUCCAAGCACCUCUCCAGCCACACUACCGCUACUGCCUCACCCCCAAACGUCCUCCCUCUCACGUUCGUUUCUCGACCGCCCACCAAGCUCAUUAUGACGUCCACCGGCAUGCUGGGAGAAGAUGGCAUUCACAUCGAUAUGAACCACCUGAAGAAGGGAGAAGUCAACCUCGGAACCUCAAUCAUGGCAAUCAACUUCAAAGACGGCGUGAUAUUAGGCGCAGACAGCAGAACAACAACGGGUGCGUACAUAGCGAAUCGGGUGACGGACAAACUUACCCAAGUCCACGACACCAUCUGGUGUUGUCGAUCCGGUUCGGCGGCAGACACGCAAGCUGUUGCAGACAUUGUCCAUUACCACCUUGGCAUGUACGGCAUCACGAACGAUGAGCCUCCAACCACACAGACGGCGGCAGCCAUCUUCCAGGAACUCUGCUAUGAUAACAAGGACCAGCUCUCGGCAGGCAUGAUCAUCGCCGGGUAUGACCACCGACACGGCGGCCAAGUGUACUCGAUUCCCCUUGGCGGUUCUCUCCACAAGCAGGCGUACGCAAUCGGUGGGUCCGGGUCUACGUACAUCUAUGGAUACUGCGACGCAAACUGGCAGGAGGGCAUGACGGAGCAGGAGGGCAUCAAAUUCGUCAAGGGAGCGCUGCAGGAGGCAAUCAAGUGGGAUGGUAGCUCUGGCGGUGUCAUUCGGAUGGUGGUGCUCACGGCUCGGGGGGCGCAGCGACAUCUGUACCUCCCCGACCAGAACUACAGAGGUCCCGGCCAGCAGUAGAGAUUAGCGGUGGCGACGAGAAGACGGUGUAUAAUAUAGAGAGCCUCCCAUGUGCUGAGCACCAAUUGGCAUUGGCACCUGCCUCAGCAUGCGAUGACGACGAUGGGCACAAUGACAUAGCCUUGGUCAAGCUCUUGUCCCACGCUCGGUGCAAGAGCUUAACGCGGUGCAUCCUCAAGGGACUUUUUCGACAAAAC
Lindgomyces ingoldianus is the source of this 995-nucleotide messenger RNA. RefSeq names its product proteasome-domain-containing protein. Lineage: Eukaryota; Fungi; Ascomycota; Dothideomycetes; Pleosporales; Lindgomycetaceae. Gene Ontology annotation, molecular function: threonine-type endopeptidase activity. The transcript has 5 exons. The record is from RefSeq and is a predicted model, not a curated record. Gene Ontology annotation, cellular component: proteasome core complex. Bases 112 to 798 code for a protein of 228 amino acids.